UAGAAGAUUACGUUCAAUUGAAAGAGUUUGUUCCACAUCGGUUAAAAAUACAUUGGGGCUUGAAAUGGUAACGUAAACUCAAGAUCUCUCUGAAACCUAAAACAUAGCAUUUGGCUGCAAAUUUGACUGCAAGUUACAGAAUACAACAACUUGCACUAUUAAAAGGACUAUGAGGCAAGACGAAGGCAUCCCCAGCCCCUUCGCCUUUAAAAUGCCAUGGAAGCACAGAGGCUUUCGGCAGAACUCCUUAUCUGCUCUCCAAAGCUGUGACUCUUCAUCCUUUCCUCAUGAAGACCCGGGGGAUUGCUUACUUAGCAUACACCAGAGGCAAUGGAUAGGGUGAGCAGUCACUGCAGCCAGAAAACCCCCGUUCAGAGCACAGGCAAUUACCCUCCACAUGCAGAGACUUUGGAGCUGAAUUGUGCUGAAUAGAGAACCCCUCCGGCUGAGAGCCAUGUGUGCCCGGGAAGAGCGGCCACUUUCGUUCCGCUGAAAAGCAAUGCAAACACACCGGUGAGGAGAACUGCUUCCAGGUCUGGGUGGACGUGAACCUGAGUGGAACCUGAACGCCAUUAAAGCCACACUGACGAGCAAAACUUUUAAAAUAUGACUACAGUCAGGAUUUUAACUCCACAAUGCUGCUAUGCCAGGAGGUGACAGGAUUCCUACCCAGGUCUGGAAGGUGGUUGAUGAUGUUAGGAGUAACUAUAAACCCAGAUGAAGAGCGGCAUAAGCAAUGGAGGGACCAACCCCAGAGCCUGUGUACGUUGAUGUGGACAAGGGACUGACGUUAGCAUGUUUCGUCUUCCUCUGCCUCUUCUUGAUUGUGAUGAUUAUUCGCUGUGCAAAAGUCAUCAUGGACCCUUAUAGUGCCAUCCCUACGUCUACAUGGGAGGAGCAGCAUCUAGAUGACUGACUUCACUAGACAGAGCCAUAAAAUGCAGUGAUCCAGGAGGCCUUUUCCUAUUCGGAAGGCCAACACACAGAACCAUUUUCAGAUAUGCAGGGCAAUGGCAAUAUCUUUAAGAGCACACAGUGCAAAUGAUUCUUGCUCAGCGGAUCACAAUAUCAGCGAGCCAUUCUGGCAGCACAGUUUAAUACUAUGCAGCAACCCUUAUAUUACUGAAAACAGUUAUCAUUGUAACUUGAGUAGCACAAGACCUUUCCAUAUAACUCAUGCUCUAGCACAGUUUGUCCUCCCUUCAAUAUCUCCCACAAAUCCAGGGUAACCAUCAGAAUUCAGAGAAGCAACAAAAACAUUUAGUCUUUCCUGGAAAUAGAUUGCUUCAAGUACCUUCUGCAGUUAUUGUAUUUGUGUUUUGAAAAAAGACUGAGAUUUUAUAAUGUUGUAUCCCUGAGCAUCACUAAGUAGAGGAGCCAAAGGAUCCCUGGUUAAGUAGGGUUACAGGAGCAGUUUUAUUCUCCACUCACUUCUUGGUUCUGUACAUACACUCCUCACCAGGCUGCAGUCAUAUUUUCAGUGAUUAGGAUACAGAAACACUCAGAUGACAGUUCCCAAGGGGGUCAUAGACUAUUGUUGACCCUGUACCAUCAUCUCACUCUAUCCUGCUCAUGCAAACAUGGCAUUUUAUCCUCAGCUGUGAGUCCAUGGAUCAGCCAGAUAUGUCAGACCACCUAUGAUGAGAUUGGUGGGCAUCAGAAGUCCAUGGAGCAAAGUUUGGACACUCCUGGUUUUAACUACAUAGAACUUGUUGUGAUUUUCAAAGAGCGAUUCCACAUGCAACUUCAUCAGUCUUUUGUUUCAGGAACACCUCAGUGGGAUGACGCACAAACAGAAUGACAAAGACAGUAAACAAGGAGAUGUUGCUCCUAGCUUUGUCAAUCAGACAGACUUCUCAGUGUCACAGUUACAGUAUCACACAAUAAUAUGCAUUCUACCUCCGCGAAAUUCAGCACCUUUAAAAGAAGAACUUUUCCACAUAUUUGUAAGGUGAAUACCUGUACAUUUCCUUCUUGCAAUUCAUUAAGACAGCCAUUAUGCAAGAAGGCAUAAGUGAACAGGGAAGCUUUAGAAAUUUAUCAUUUACUUUUUGAAGAGUAGGAUUUGAGAGAUUCUGAUGUCCUCUGUCCCCCAAAUUCUAAGCUUUGCUCACAGCUGCCUUCCC
Molecule: messenger RNA, 2126 nt
Organism: Cuculus canorus (common cuckoo)
Lineage: Eukaryota; Metazoa; Chordata; Aves; Cuculiformes; Cuculidae
Gene: CTXND1
Product: cortexin domain containing 1
Exons: 3
Coding region: 737-916 (59 amino acids)
Source: RefSeq, a predicted model, not a curated record